CAGACACCAUGCCGGAUCUUGUUUUUAUUACGGCAACUAAUCGGCUGCUUCCCGAUGAUAAACAGGCUAGGAAACUUAUACGGAAGCAGGCUAUGAGCAAACCUGCCCAUGCCAGACGAAAACGAGGCGGUUAUGGACAGCAUAACCUGAUACAGUAUCCAUCUGAAAUCUUUUAUGGUAAAGGGAAUGGAAAGAGAGAUAUCGCCUGGGAGGCAAUUCGGGCCAUCGUACCGAGCCUACCGAGCUGUCAGUACGAGAGAAUGAGGGCGAAGUACAACUUUGAUCUUCUUGAUCUGUCACAAUUGACCUCAUUUCACAUUAGCUAUGCGACGGCAAGCUCUCUUGCAAGCAAACCGGAUAUGUUAAGCGAUAUUCUCGGCCGCCGGCAUUGGUCAUACUUGAACUAUCUUCCGGCCCGCAUCGGGCAGAAUGGUGCCUUAGACAAGGCUGCUGCAUGUGUGGCCGCUAGAGCUCAGCAAUGGCUUGUUUCCCCAUCGGAGCGGAUAUCCAGUAGCAUAUUGAAGCUUUACUCGGAAGCACUGGCGGCUCUUCAAGCCGAGCUGCAGUCUCCCGACACACGUCUUCGGCCAGACGUGCUCUGUGCCACAGAGCUACUUGGAAUAUAUGAGCUGUUGAAGAUGUCGACGGAAGAUGCUUGGAACUACCACUCCACAGGGGCAGCAGCACUGAUCAAACUUCGUGGCCCUGAACGCUGUCAGAGCGACUUCGAGAAGGCACUACUGCUAUCCCAUGUUGGUCAAAUUUUUCACGACGCGCUCAACGUUAAUCAGAGCUGUUUCUUAAGUGAUGGUGAAUGGCAAGCGGUGCUGCGCUCAAUACCUACAAACGACAAUCUGUUUUCCGAUAGGAGUGAGCCAAUUGUAGCGCUACUGACCAACGUAUGCCAUGUGCCGGAAUAUUUCCAUAAAACGACGCAAAUUAUUUGUGUCACUCGCGACGAUACUCCUGACUAUUGGAUUGACGAUGUUAUGAGCAAUUUAUUUCGACUUCGACUAGCAUGUUUGCAGUGGCAAGAAAGCUAUUUCGGGUCAGCUGCAGCGGGCUGCUUUAAUAUGCCAAUAGAUACAGACAGGCAGCAUGAGGCUCUCGGAUUCAGCUUUGCUGUCUCCAUCGUAAUAAAUCGACUACUCUUUUCUUUGGACCCGAUAGCGAAUGCUUACUGCGAAGAGACGGCGCAGAAGUAUGCAUCGAACAUCCUUCAGAUAAAGAAGAUAAAUUUGUCAAACGAAUCUCAGGCAGAACUUUUCAUGGCAAUCAAGCUCAGUGUUGCAAGAACUGCCCAAUCUACAGCAACGAAGUGGAAAGACUGGUACGAAAAUGCUCAGCUGGAGCCAUCAACCGGAUAUCUUCUAAUGCCGAAAGAAGUCUUCACCGAUUGGUGCCGCAGGAUGAACUGGGAGACACCUUGAUCCGAUAUGAAAGGAAUAGGCAUUUGGAAUAUUUUCAUCAGGCGAUCGUCUUGUUUAUAAUAUUGUAGCAUUACUGGUAGAUCAAGCUGAAUUAUACUCACGUAUACGGAG
Trichoderma asperellum CBS 433.97 is the source of this 1541-nucleotide messenger RNA. RefSeq lists its product as uncharacterized. Lineage: Eukaryota; Fungi; Ascomycota; Sordariomycetes; Hypocreales; Hypocreaceae. The record is from RefSeq and is a predicted model, not a curated record.